UAAAUAAGACGCAGACAAACAAGGUUAGUGCGAAUUGGAAAGUUGUAUAUCUGUGCAAAUUUCUACAUUGAAUAGUAAUAUUCAGUAAAAUACAUAUAUGUACAAAUGUUUUUAUUGAAAAUAGGUUUUAUUUUAAAUGGAUCAAACGAAAGCAGCAUAUUUAGUGCUUGUACAGACUCUAAAUAUUCUAAUAUAUUUAUUUAUCCAAUUAGUUUACCAUUCUCUUUAAUUUCCAGUUAUUUAAUACAUAAAUUAAAAAUAUAUUAAUUUCAUAAGAAUUAGGAAUUUGGAUAUAUAUCUGCAAUAAAAAUUAAAGACUCUCUGGUCUUCCUAUCAAAGCAAUUUAACGGCCAUUAUACUGCAUUAUACGCUAAUUUUAAGGCGAAUAGUCGCUUAGUGUGCAUUUUUACAAAUAUCAGAAGCCAUAUGUUCGCGUGGGGCAACGACACAUGAAUUUGAUUUUGUGUAUUUGCAUGCGGAUCCGUGUGUCUUCAAGAAUGUUAUCGCGACGUUUGUUCCACAAUGUUUACUUAUAUUAGAAGUUCGGUUUGGUAGUUCUUGCAAAAAUUGGAAUUCCCUAAUAGUGUUAAAUUCUUAAUUGAAAACUUUUCGGAGAAAAAUAAUUGACACAAGCUAGAUACAAAAUAUUAAAUUCCUUGUGCUAUUAAUUAAAAAAAUAUUCUAUAUUAUUCUGCCUGGUUACUUCAAUUGUUCCAGGUGCUUAAUAUUGUUUUACUUAUUUUAUUCUCUACUUCUCAUGUCUAUUUCUGCCCACUUUUGCGUACAAACUUACAAACAUAUUUGUAUGUAUUUUUACUGCCUUUAUUUGUGAAGUUCGUGGUUUUGUCACUAUUUUCAUCGAUUAUAACUUUGUAUGCCUAUGAAUACGAAUGUAUACAUAUUAAAGUUUGCGUUAUUUAUUUAUCUUUUCGUUUAUUGUUUGACCGUGGAUUGUUUGUUGAACAGUUUGUUACUCGUUUUCCAAAGCUUACCGUUUUGCCACAUAAUAAAAUAAAUUGCUUGUAACAAAUAAUUGUAAACAAAUAUAUGCCUCAAUUUCAUAUAAUAAUUUACACUCCUUACCAUGUUUUAUGUGUAUUUUUAUUUAUUAAGCUUUCUUUCUGAACGAUGAGUCAAAACCAAGCUUUGUGGUCAUCGCGUGAAUAAGUAACGAGUUUUUCAGCUUUAAAGGUAUGCAGCUUUUGCAAUAUUCAAGUUUUUUUUUUAAAUUACUGCUCAACAUGAACGUGAACGCCUGACGUAGGACAACCUUUAUUUUUAAUAAUAAAUAAACUAUUAAAAUUUAUUUCUGCAGCCCUUUAAAUUAAUGAGUUAUAGCUAGGAAAAGUUUGUUCAUCUUGUUCUACUUUACUUAAACUAAUACAUAUGAAGGAGUUAAUGUAAAUACCUAAGAUAUAAUUGAAAUCAUUGAUUUUGUUUCUUUCAUUAUAUAAAUUCAGACUUUUCACUUAGUAAAUCAGAAAGAAUGUAAAACUUCCAUGACUCCCAACACAAACACACGCACUCACGGCAAUUGUAAUAAUAAUAAAAUCGAAUUUCGGUAAAAAUAUAUAACGGCAAUAAAUUAUUCAGCUUGCCUGAAGUUAAUUACUAAGUCGGCUUUUACAUGUUCAAUAUAUAUCGUCUGCGAUUCUGGAUAGCGAUACUUAUUAAACGGUUAGUUUGCAAUAUUGGUGGAUCGCGAUCAAUAUCAAAACAUAUUUAAAUAUUUUGAAAUUCGCAUCGCCGUAAAUAUUGAAGGUGUAGCAUUUAAUCGGGUUCCAAAUAUGCAAAGUUACGCAAUAUGGCGUUAGGAAGAUAAGAUCUCCUACUAAAAUAAUCUCCCAGACAGUUUUGCGAUCGCUUGACCCAGUAUUGUUUCAACACACGUCAAAAAUUGACACCAGCAAACUGAAAAUACGCCAAAUUUUACGACAAAGGCGAAAACACAAACCAGACAGCUGAAAAUGUGAAUAGUGUUUAUGGUUCUGAUACUGAUUUUGAUGUCAAAGAUGCAAGUUUAAUUGGAGAAAAUAUUGAAAAUAAUCGAAAUCGUAAAAUCACAUUAAAUAUAUAAUACAAAAAAGUUAUUGAACUAAAGGGUGCAUAUUCUUCUUUCUUUUAAAUUGUAUGAACAGCGUUGUGAGCAGCACAACGCCAAGUACAACGAGCUUCAUUGACACGAAUGGCACAGCAGCAGCCGCCAUCGCAGUUGCCGCAUCGACGAUGACCGAAUCGACCACGCUGAAGCCGAGUAUCGUUGUACAAGCCAAACCAAUGCCGUCACCCAUUGAUCCGCUCAGUCACGUCGGUGAUGGUAUCUUCCUGCAAACAAAAACCGCCCAAGGACUUGCGACCGUCUUCGUGUGGGUGGCACUAUUUAUCACAUGCCAACAGAUUUAUCAACAUCUGCGUUGGUACACAAAUCCACAGGAGCAGCGCUGGAUAGUGCGUAUCCUAUUUAUUGUGCCCAUGUAUGCGACAUACUCAUGGAUCAGUUUGUUUUUCUUCAAUUCGGAUAAUGUGUAUGUGUACUUCUUUACCGUGCGCGAUUGCUACGAAGCUUUUGUCAUCUACAGUUUCCUGUCGCUCUGCUAUGAGUACCUUGGUGGCGAGGGCAAUAUCAUGUCCGAGAUACGCGGCAAACCCAUUAAGAGCUCGUGUCUGUAUGGCACCUGCUGUCUGAAGGGCAAGACGUAUACAAUCGGUUUCUUGCGCUUUUGCAAGCAGGCCACAUUGCAAUUUUGUUUGGUGAAGCCGCUGGUGGCAUUUAUUAUUAUAUUCCUGCAAGCCUUUGGCCACUAUCAUGAUGGUGAUUGGAGCGCAAACGGCGGCUACAUUUACAUAACCGUUAUCUAUAAUAUAUCCGUGACUCUUGCCCUUUACGGUCUAUAUCUGUUCUAUUUCGCUACGCGUGAUUUACUCACACCAUUCGAGCCUGUAUUGAAAUUUUGUACAAUCAAAUCGAUUAUUUUCUUAUCGUUUUGGCAAGGUGUUAUGUUAGCCAUUUUGGAAAAGGCCAAGGUCAUUUCGCCAAUUGUGGACAGCAUGGGCACUGUCACCUCAGCUGGUACUGUUUCGGCGGGCUAUCAAAACUUCUUCAUUUGCAUUGAAAUGUUGUUUGCUGCGAUUGCUUUGCGCUAUGCAUUCCCCUAUCAGGUCUAUGCGCGCAGCUGUAUUGCCGAUGGCCAAGGUCGCUCUGUUACCAUGCAAUCAAUUUCAAGCAGUCUUAAAGAAACUAUGAAUCCCAAGGAUAUUAUGACAGAUGCUAUACACAAUUUCCAUCCACAAUACCAACAGUACACGCAAUACAGUUCCGGUGGUAAAAAUUCGCGUGGUAUACGCGUCUCUUCCUACGAUCCGGACGAACCGAAUGCCACACAUCACGCCAGCAGCAACAACACAGGCGGCAAUAGCGGCACAUUGAGUAGUUUGGGCAACUCCAGCCAAGGCACACCAGGUGGCAGCAUCGCCGGCUGCAUCGCAUCGAAAACCUUGGGAAAUCAACGGAAAUUCAUGCCCGGCGGCCAAAGGGUCGCCACCAUCAGCCAGAACUAUAAUGAGAAGACGAUGCUGCUGAGCAGCGAUGAUGAGUACCAGUAAACGACGCUGGAUCGAGGUGUCGUCGAGAAGUGAGUAAUGGAAGCGAGCCGCCCUAACAGCACUUUUUAAAUACCAUAAAGGCUCACUGAUUACACUUAAGAAACAGGUGGAAGAGUCGUUAUGCUUUGGACGUGUGUUGGUGAUUUGAUUGUAAUCUUCUUGAUUUGCUGCUUAUUUUGAUUUUUUGAUGUGUAAGUGUUGUCAGAUAUUAGCUACGAUUGGCACAAUUAGUAGCCGAAGGUGAAUUUUAUAGAAAAAUGGAAGAAUAUGUUUUUUUUUUUGCAAAUAGUAUGUGCUUUCUGCAAAUGAAUUUUUAAUUUGUUAUUGAGCAAUUAAUUUUCGUAUUUUUAUCAAAAAUGUGUAGUAUCAGUACAAAAAAUAAUUACGAGUAUAUAUGUAUAAAGAAAAAAAGUUUUAAAUGCUAGCAAGAGCAGUUAAGGUGCUAUUUAUAGAUUUCAUAAAAUUUUUACUAGAAAAUAUGCAAUUUUAUGCCACAUUUUUGUUGAACCAUAAGUGAGGUUAUUUUAUUACCUUUUAUUUAUAAUUAAUUUCGUUAAGUUAUUAUUGCAUAUUGCAAAAUGCAGAACUGAACUGCCGUUGUUUAUUUUGUGCUUUUAAUAGACCUCAGUCGCACACUUACUUACCAUAUAGAAUUAUUGUAUGUUUGUAUGUAAUUAAGCUAGCAAAAUAUGUAAUCCUUUGAGGUAAACUUGGCGCGCUUCUCUACAGCAAAACCAACAAAUGUCCAAAAUUGUUUCUAUUAUUGUAACAUUAUUAACAACAAAUAUUAUGUAUUAUUAUUAAUGUACGUUGUAUGUAAGUACAAUUGUACAUCACGCAUCCGUCGUUCGGUGGUCGUGUGUGAGUGUGUAUUUUAAAAUAAAAAUAUAUUGCAAAUGAAAUUAAAUAAAAAUCCACAAUCCACAAUA
Messenger RNA from Bactrocera oleae (olive fruit fly), 4532 nucleotides. NCBI's taxonomy places the organism in Eukaryota, Metazoa, Arthropoda, Insecta, Diptera, Tephritidae. The record is from RefSeq and is a predicted model, not a curated record.